Molecule: messenger RNA, 3773 nt
Organism: Chinchilla lanigera (long-tailed chinchilla)
Lineage: Eukaryota; Metazoa; Chordata; Mammalia; Rodentia; Chinchillidae
Gene: Kdm4d
Product: lysine (K)-specific demethylase 4D
Exons: 3
Coding region: 819-2381 (520 amino acids)
Biological process (GO): chromatin remodeling
Cellular component (GO): nucleus
Molecular function (GO): histone H3K9 demethylase activity
Source: RefSeq, a predicted model, not a curated record
CGUUGGCGUGACGACACCAGGGGGCGGGGCCGAAACAGCCCAGGGGGCGGGUGUUUGAAAUCAGUGCCUUAGAGUAGACCCUAAAUAUCGUUUUAUACCUUGGAGAACCAAUUACUUAAUGUCUCUUCCGUCUUUUCCUUUCCCGACCCCCUCCCAGACUCCUCCAUUCCGGUUCUGCGUGGAUGGGAAACCCCGGGUAGCCGACACCACGUCCCCGGCUGGGAUUACACCAAACUGUUUGAAUUCAACGGCUCCUGCUUCGGUCCUUUCUCCUGAGCUAGACCCAGCAAGCCUAGGGAGUUGGGCUACGGAAAAACUAGUGUUUUCAUUUAAUUGGAUAUGAAGAAAGAACAAAAAUGUUACGGGGGCAGCCACGAUCUUUAUAAAGAGCGUAAGUUCCAGGAAAGCAGGAACCUUGUCUCUUGUUCACUGGUGUAUCCUCUGCAUAUAGAGCAGUGCCUGGCACAAAAUAGGUGCUGAAUAUUUCCAUGAAGAUACACUUCCUAUAUUUCAGUCAUCCACUCAGGUUUGGGAAAUUAAGUACAACUCAAGAGGACAGAAAGCAGAUCCCAACUGAGGAAAAUAAUAGAGUUGCAGACUGAGUGACCAUCAGCAUCUGGGCAGCUGCUACCUGGACAACAGUCGUCCACCAAAAAGCCUAAGAAAGAUUAUUAUUUCAUUUGCAAAAAGUUGGCUGGUACAUCUUACUGCCUCUUACCUAACAGCAACUCAAUAAUUAAAGACUAGCAUUUUCCUGCGUCUCAACUAUCUAUAAUCUAUCGACACACUAAGAGGUUGCUUUCUAUUAAAUUGGAACUAUGAAGUCUAAAAACAGAUGUGCUCAGAAUCCAAGUUGUAGCAUAAUGAUAUUUCAUCCAACCAAAGAAGAGUUUAAUGAUUUUGAUAAAUACAUUGCCUACAUGGAAUCCCAGGGCGCACACAGAGCUGGCCUAGCCAAGGUGAUUCCUCCCAAGGAAUGGAGAGCCAGAGAGUCCUACGACAACAUCGGUGACCUCUUAAUAGCCACUCCUCUGCAGCAGGUGGUCUCUGGGCAGGCAGGUGUGUUCACCCAAUACCAUAAAAGGAAGAAACCCAUGACAGUGAGGGAGUACCAGCGCCUGGCCAACAGUGCAAAGUAUCAGGCUCCCGCACACCGGAAUUUUGAAGAUUUGGAGAGAAAGUACUGGAAGAAUCGCCUCUAUGAUUCCCCAAUUUAUGGUGCUGACAUCAGUGGCUCCUUGUUUGAUGAAAACACAAAGCAGUGGAACCUCGCGCGCCUGGGCACCGUUCUGGAUCUGCUGGAGCACGAAUGUGGAGUGGUCAUCGAGGGAGUCAACACACCCUACCUGUACUUUGGCAUGUGGAAGACCACGUUCGCCUGGCACACGGAGGACAUGGACCUCUACAGCAUCAACUACCUGCACUUUGGGGAGCCCAAAACUUGGUAUGCGGUGCCCCCAGAGCAUGGCCAGCGCCUGGAGCUUCUGGCCAGGGAGCUUUUCCCAGGCAGCUCCAGAGUCUGUGGCGCUUUCCUGAGGCACAAGGUGGUUCUCCUCUCACCCACAGUGCUCAGGGACAAUGGCAUCCCCUUCAGCUGCAUGACUCAGGAGGCUGGGGAGUUCAUGGUGACUUUUCCCUAUGGCUACCAUGCUGGCUUCAACCAUGGCUUCAACUGUGCAGAGGCCAUCAAUUUUGCCUCCCCGCGCUGGGUCGAUUAUGGCAAAGUGGCUUCUCAGUGCAGCUGCGGGGAGGCGAGGGUCAGCUUUUCCAUGGAUGCUUUUGUGCGCAUCCUGCAACCUGAGCGCUAUGAGCUGUGGAAACGGGGCCAAGACCGGGCGGUCGUGGACCACAGGGAACUCACAGCUCUCCAGAAGCAGGAGCUGACCCCCUGGAAGGAUGUCCAUGCAGCCAGGAGAGCCUCACUAGGCCUGAAGCACUUCCGGCUUCGUCAGGCGCCGCAAUCCCCUCUGUCUGUGGGCUCCCUCCGUGAGACUGGCUGCAGCAGGAAUGUGCGUCCUCGGUGUGCGUCGGGACGACCACCUGCCAGAGGCGCUGCUGCUGGGUCUAGGGCCACAGCGCACAGUUCCCGGGAGUUCAGCCCAGCUCCACGGCCCUGCCAUGGUCCGUCUGCUCCGGAUAUCCACUUGUUAGCUGGCAGACUUCGUCGUGGGCGUCCUCCCCGGGAACUAGGGGUUCAGGGUCCAAACCACCAGGCUCUAGCCAAAAGGCGUAGGUCGGUGGGCACGGAGCACACAGCUCUAGAUUCAGAUCUUGAGUUCCAACCUGUGCCUCGAGCUUUGAUGGUCAAGUCUGUACCUAAGAGCCCUGGGCUACAACAUCUUGCUACUGCUUCCAAAUGUAGCUUGACCACCCACCCCUAAACUCAGGGGCUGCUUUUAUAGCGCACUGCUCAGCUGUCUGGAAGCUUGCAGGGACCUGUCAUAGAUGAACUUCGAGUCACUUCAUAGGACAUUGUUCAUACAUAAGUGAGCCUCUCCAGUGAUGCCCCAGGUGCUGGUGAGUCUGUGGUAGUUAAAUUCACCGUAUUUGUCCUUCCGUCAAGACCUUGGGAUAUUUUUCAACUCUGGUAACAUCUGCAUCUCAGCUGAGGUUUCAUCCACGGGACACUCUUGGUCUCAUAGCUAGGUUCCACUUGGAUUACUGGAACCUCCCAUCCUCUGGGCCAGCUGUGGAGGGUGCUGUACUUUCCAGGGCUUUGGUUCCCCUUUGCUUUCCCUCUCUUCCCUCGCACCCUUACCUAUUUCUUGCAAACUGAGGCACUUUUGACCAGUUAGUUUAAUAGAGUCACAGAAAGGUAUGACCUUUGUAAGUUAUUGAUGUAUUUAAAAUGUGUUCUUACCAAGUAUUUGUUCACAGAUAUAUUAAAAAUAACAAUUAAAAUGUCAAGAUUUGAGUUUAUUUCUAAUAUUACAGUUUCAAACAGUGAGACAGGAGCAGAGGUUAUUUUAUAUAUUUUCUUGUUUUAAAAAUAUUUAAAGCAAAAUUUUUUUGUGGGCUGGUUACAUUGUUUGUGAGGAUGAGUAAAUUUGAGGGAUGCACAUGGGUCCUGGCUAUAUCACCAGCUUGGGGUAUUUGACUUUUCCAGCUUUGUUUUGAGGGUAACAUGGGGGAUCCACCUGUCUGGGCAGUAGGAACUAAGUUGCAGGGAGAAGAAAACAAGGAGAGAAAAAAAGUGUCAUCACAGAUAUAGUUUACAUUAUUCAUUCAUUUAUUGGGCUUAGGUUCAAUAAAUAAGCCUACCAAUUAAUGAAUGAGACAGCUUCAAUUAGUACUAUGUAUUAUAAAAGAACUAAAGUAAGAUUGGACAAAUGCACAGCAAAAUGGGAAGGUGCUGGCUGCCUAGUCAUGAAGGUUUCACAGAGUAGGAUAGCUUUGUGAGGACUGGCUGACAUAAAGGGAAGGUCCAAAGCAAAGUUUUCCACUUGCAAGGACCUGAUAUGGAGCUUGGUGAUUCCCAUUUUGCAGAAACAGCAGGAGUUUGAUUCUGGGGCAUAGAGAGGAAGCAGAAAGGAAGGGGGAGCAUGUGGGCCUUGUAUCUCGUAACUACAAGAAUUGCCGUCUCCAAAAGGAGAAGGCACGGAAAGUUUAGAACAGUAGCAGAUAUAAUGUGAUGUGUACACUUAAACAGUUGCUAAAUUGCUUGAAAAAUGGGGAGGCAGGAGAAAUGUCUAGAUCAUCUGUAUAAAACAAACAAAUGAGACAGAGUUACUUGGAAAAAAUAUUCAAUGUUGAAAAUAAAAUGGGAAAUUUAA